Messenger RNA from Solanum dulcamara, 643 nucleotides. RefSeq lists its product as uncharacterized. Bases 37 to 342 code for a protein of 101 amino acids. Lineage: Eukaryota; Viridiplantae; Streptophyta; Magnoliopsida; Solanales; Solanaceae. The transcript has 2 exons. The record is from RefSeq and is a predicted model, not a curated record.
ACAAGGACGCCGGUGAUCGGACACGAUGAAGCGGAAAUGAACCAAAACGAAGAAAACACCGCCGGUGCCGGCACCGGCACAGAUCGAUACCGAUGGUGGGCCGCCGCGAGUACAGGUCAGUUACUAUGGGGAAUUUACGCAUAUAGGAGAGGUUUUGCCGGCGAAUGUCGAAUGAUGCCGCUUAAAGCCUUCGCCGUCGCCUCGCUUUUCGUCGGCGCUACCGCUUCUGCCUCCAUGGCUUCUCUUCGCGCCUGUGGCAUCCACUCAGUAGAAGACAUGAAGGUUGUCGGGGCAAGCAUAAGAACCGGACUUGGGUUGACACGAAGGGCACAAGAAGACUAAAAUUUACCUUGGAGCACUUUGGUGAAUCAGUAGCCUAAAGAUGAUUGACCAAGGAAAAUCUCCAUCUUUGUGUAGUUUCUUGCUAAAUCAUUCCAAGGGGAGCACAUACCCGAAAAGGUAUCCACCCCAGGCAUGUACUGAAGUAAUAAGUACAUGACAUAUGUUUUUCACAUACAAGGUUAAUUACUUGAUCGUGGUUAAUUCAUACUUGAUGGAUAAGUCAUGUUGCAUCUUAUUGGUUUCUGUUAACACGUAUGAGAAAGUAGCAGCUUGCUAACUCAUUGAUACCUUUUAUUUUCUU